GCCAUCUCCCUCAGUCUCCAUCCCUCUGAAGACCUCUUUAUUUGGAGAUCCCGGAAACCACAAGCACCUCUCUCCUUGAUGACUGACACACAUAGGAACUGAGCUGCAGCUUGUGUUUAUUUGAUUGUGCUGCCCUCUUUUUGCAUUCCUGCUGUUGUCUCGUUUCUAAUAUUGGGUUACAGCGGAUCUGUGUCAGCAUCGGGAAGCAGGUUUCUAAAAUGGCAGAAGUUCAGGAAUUAAUGGACAGAUUGGAGAAAGCUGUUGUAAAACUGGAAUCAGUACUGGCAAAUUCACACUCUUCUUUAUUAACAGAUAAUAAUAUUGCCAAUGGAAUUGAUGAAGGUCUUGCUCCAUUUGUAGAAGCUUUUGAUUUUCUACUGACAGGGGCUCUUGGAGAAUAUAUCAAGAACAGCAAGAUCAUAGGUGGUGAUGUGGAGAUUCAUGCUGGACUAGUUGAAGGGGCCUUCAAGGCUCAAAGAACAUUCUUAGUUUUUGCAUCCCAGCACCAGCAACCACAACAGGCUGACGAUACCUUGAUUUUGAAGCCCAUAUCAGAAAAAAUCCAAGAAAUACAGACAUAUAGAGAGAAAAAUCGAGGAAGCAAAAUGUUUAACCAUCUUUCUGCUAUCAGCGAGAGUAUACCAGCACUUGGAUGGAUUACAAUGGCCCCAAAACCUGGUCCCUAUGUCAAAGAAAUGAUGGACGCUGCUACCUUUUACACAAACAGGGUAUUAAAAGAUUACAAAAACACUGAUGCACGUCAUGUGGAUUGGGUCAAGUCAUGCUUGAAUAUUUGGACUGAGUUGCAAGCAUAUAUUAAAGAAUAUCAUACCACUGGUGUUUCUUGGCUUAAAGAUGGUACAAAUAUAAAAGCGACACCACCACCAAGCACACCUGGAGGGCAGUGUCCACUCCCACCACCUCCUCCACCUCCGCCACCAGCACUUCCUUCACUGUUUGAAACGCAGUCUUCCAAAGAUGAUAUGUCUCAAGACCGAUCAGCUCUGUUUGCACAGCUUAACCAAGGAGAAGAAAUUACAAAAGGGCUUCGACAUGUUUCUGAUCAGGAGAAGACACAUAAGAACCCUAAAUUGCGUGGCCAAGUUGGACCUAUCCGAUCAUCAACAAAUAAUCCUGCAACAAGUCCCAGUUCACCUCAGUCUCCCCCAAAGAAGAUCUACUCUCCCCUGUUAGAGUUAGAGGGAAAGAAAUGGAGAGUGGAAUACCAAGAAGGCAUAGACGGCCUGGUGAUCUCUGAAACGGAGCUAAAGCAAGUGGCAUACAUUUUCAAGUGCAAUAAGUCAACUUUACGAAUCAAAGGAAAAAUAAACUCAAUCAUCAUCGACAACUGCACAAAGCUUGGCCUUGUUUUUGAUGAUGUUGUGGGCAUCGUAGAAGUAAUUAAUUCAAAGGAUGUUCAGUUACAGGUUCUAGGUAAAGUGCCAACUAUUUCAAUCAACAAGACAGAUGGCUGUCACGUAUACCUAAGUAAGGAUUCAAUAGACUGCGAGAUUGUGAGUGCCAAGUCUUCUGAAAUGAAUAUCCUUGUCCCAAAGGAUGGCGAUUACAAAGAAUUUCCUGUUCCUGAACAGUUCAAGACAUCAUGGGAUGGAUCCAAGUUGGUCACUGAACCUGCAGAAAUGAUGGGCUAGUCUAAUGCCAUGCUUUUUAGGUGCAUCAGCCCAGGAGAUGGUGUUUAACUCUUUCCUGGGGCAGUGCUGCCUAUAUUGCACUUGAAGUGUGCUGCAUGAUCCUCCAACGAGCAGAAUAAGCAAAUGACUCCAUAUUGUUGUAAUGGACAUUUGAUAAAGCACCAGAUCCUCAAACCAAUUAAUAAUGCAUAUACAGGGAAUGUGCAUAGCCUUAAAGCAGUUUAACCAUUCAGUUGACGAGAUUUAAAUAACCAGGUAGUCAAUGUAUUAUUUUAGACAGCCUCACUAUUGCUAUAACUCACCAUCUCUAUUGAUGCAAACCUUUUUGUAUAUAAAAAAAAUAACACAGCCCAGCUAAUAAAAAUCCAAAGCCAUCUCUAUUUAAAGCACAAUCUAGAUCCUUUCAUUCCUAAUCAUUUCUUCACAUUAAAAUGCAGUGAUUUGUGUAUUUAAUAUUUGAUUUAAUAUAUCCUAAAGGCUAUUUUAAUAUAAUAAGUGAGUUUGACUGUAAAUAUAUAUCCCAUUAUAAAUUAUUUCCCUUUUUAUUCAUAGUGAGCAUGUGGGCAGCCCUGAUCUCAUAUGAUGCUGCCUAUAUAAGCUCUUUGGUAGAGACAUAAAUGAUCAGACUGACAGAAUUUUUUUUUUAGCUACAUUAAACUAUUGGAUCCUUCAGCACUGUUUUACAUUAAACGCACACCACUGAUAAUUCAGUAUAUUACUGAAGGUCAUGUUUUCCCUCUUAUAAACACUGCCUAUUUUAAUUACUGCUAAGACCAUACCUACAGUUAUAAUUUAAUGACUGCAUACUAAAUAUUUGGUGUCCAGCAUGAACAUCAUAAACAUAUCAAAAGCCCUUAAAUGCUAUAUAAACCAAUCCCUGUUAAGGUUAAAUACGAUAAAGUACAAUUUCACUUAAGUUAAAGGGACAGUAAAGUUAAAAUUAUGCUUCGAUAAUACAAGUACAUUGAGAAGUUGUUUUAAAUGUGUACUUUACUGUCCCUUUAAGGAAACAUUGUAGGGAGAAACUCCACCACCACCACCACUGCUUGGGUAAUUAUGAGAUGGUCACAGAUAAUGCAGACUAUAUGCCAUAGCAGCCCAGGUACCACUGAUCUCUCCAAAGCAUGGCACAAGGGUCACUCCUAAUAAAAGGGUCACUAUUCAAGGUAGUGGCAUUUUAUUUUUUCAUUUGGGUACACCAGACGUUUUGGCUUUUGGAGGAAUAAUGAAUAGAAGCGUAGCUGUAGCUGUGUUGUUUUAGGAGCUGGUGCUUUAAAUUACUCAAUCAAAAAUGUCCAUGAGAUGCAAUACUGUAGUCUUUAUUUUAUUUUUAUUUUUUUUUAAUUUUGCACAUUUUGUUACUUACUAAUUUCUGCCUCAUGUGGUUCAUUGGAAAUCCAUGACCUACAAUGACCACCAGCAGCUUAAAUAGUCAUAAAACUAAAUUUAUUAUGCCCAAAUAACAUAUGGUGUAUAUUAUAUUACUACAUUUACAUGUUGUAACAGCAUUCCUUUUUGUUUCUAGAGAAAACUAGUCAUUUAGAUAGUUUUGAAGUUCAUCUAACUAUUGAUUACUUAAUGUGCUUUCUGUUGUAUAAGCAACUGUCUUCUAUGCUUGCUUUUUGUUUUGCUUUCUUGGGGGUCUUUUCAUGGUGAACUGUGCUUUUCUAUGCUGUAUCUUUGUAAACAUUUGCACUGUAACAAUAAAAACAGAUUAAUAAUAAAUCAAACAAUGAAUUAAAAAAUAUGCAGACCAAGAACAUAGAUGAAAAUAGUUAAAUCAUAUUCUAUCAGUGCACUACACUCUUAGCAUGUCGGAAGAACUACUGAUCACCUAGUACACUGUAAAUUAUUAUAUAGAAGUUAGAAAUAUGUCCAACAGCUAAACAUUAAAAAAGUUAAAAAAAAAAAGAAAUAUAAGGAAGGAAAAUAAAACCUUUGGGUUGUUGUGUCUUUUUAACCUGUUAAAUCUCAGUACUGUAUCUUUAUACUGAUUUAUGUAUUCUUGUUUUGGACUCGUAAUAUUUAAUGCAUUACUCUCCAAUGAUCAACCAGUAGACGACCAGUGGAAUGUUACCAUGACAUCAGAGCACAAAUGUGUCUACAGUCUUUUGUAUUACCCAGAAGAACAUAAUUGCUUCAGUAUCCAGAAAUAACCAAAUUCUUAGAGAAAAAAUGCAGUUCAGUCUAGGAGACCCCCUAAUUCCAGUUAUUUUAAAAAUACAUUAGGACUCAUGGGACAGUUGCUUAAAGGUGCACUAACUGGGUAUUACACAGGGUAAGGUUUGCUGAGAUGUUAGCCAGCAUGUUGAUAGAGAGCAUUGGAUGGUUACCAAAUAUACUGAAGAGGAGCUAAAUCUGAGAAUCUAUAUUGCACAAGUUCACUGAUAAGAUGACACUUGCAUCACAUUUUAUAUUUGUAUUGUCUAAUUUAUAACAGAGAUGUAAAUAAAAAGGCUACAGAUGUAAUAAAACAAUAAGACUGAAAUGCUACUAUAUAUUUACCAUCUUCAAGAUGUAUGCAUUCCAUGAGGAUACCUAUAUAAAAGCACCAGUUAUCAUUUCUAAAUCAUUAUUGCAAAUGGUUCCACUGUAGAUUUUAUUCAUCUACUGUAACCAUUUGAGCCAGUGUUUUAAUCAGACAAAUAUAAUAUUUUUGUUCAUAAGCAUUGCAUUUCCAUAUUGACUAGGGGCCACAGGUCUAUAUACUAUUUAGCCGAGUCAAGAAAAACAAAGAUAAUUCUGGAUUUAAAAAAAAAAAAAAGUUGGUUGCCUCAGUUUAUCCUCAUAGUAAGCAAUGAAAUUUAAUUAGAAAUAGAUUUCAUAUAUAGGCAUUAUGCAGACGGUCUCUGUGUGCUUUUGGGUCUAAUUACACUAUUAGUUUGAUGCUUUCGUUUCACAUACACACUCAUAAAUCUAUUCCGCUCACUGUUAGUGAGGCAAAAAAAAAAGUUUAAACAACGUUCAACCCUUUUCUGCCCCUGGAGUGCUGUCUGUAAAAUGACAUAUUCAUGUUUUUCCCACUAGAGAAAUGUGUUUAAAAAAGGGGGAUUGAUCAGGUCUCUUGACUAAAUAUAUUUAACCAGAUAUUUUUUUUAGUAGUAUGUGUUUAAUAUUUCAUUAGAUGUCCAUAAACUAUAUAAACAUAACAAUAUUUAAAUUUAUUUGACAAUAAAAACUGCAGAUAUUACAUUUAGAAAUAUGACGCAGCAUGUAGACCUGAAAACCUAAGUAUAUUAUUACCUCCAAAUAGAAGGCAAAUCUUCAAAUGAUAAAAAUGUAUUAUAGCCAGAUAAAGGAAUAAAGAAGUGAUUAUAAAAGAAAAGGAAUGAAGAGUAUUUUGGUAAUGUGAAAUUGUGGGUGUAAACAGUUAGGAAAGCAGUUGUCAAGUUUAGUACUUUUGAACCCUGCAAUGUUUGUAGUUAGAGCCAUAACCCUUAUGUUGUGUUUUUGACAAGGAUAUGAACACUAGUAUAGUAACUAAGAAGUAGGGGUUAACUUGUAUAUUCUCUAAGCAAGAUUGUUCUGGAUAUUAUAAUGUUUUAUAAUCACAAAUUUGGCAACUUGGAAUAUAAUCUUCUGUACUUACAUGAUUCAUAGAAAUUUUCCAUCCUAUCCCAAAUGCCUUAUAAGACACUUUGCAGGCGUACUGGGAUAAAAGCAUACAAGUACCAUCUACAAAUUGAAAUUAUGCAACAGUAAAUCCCUACACAUGCUUCUGUUUAGUAAACGAAACAUGUCAAAGUUUUGAAUCUUAAUAAAAAUGUUUCAAUUAUACAAUAAAAUUGAUCUUUUUGUGAA
This is a messenger RNA of Bombina bombina (fire-bellied toad), 5453 nucleotides long. RefSeq names its product cyclase associated actin cytoskeleton regulatory protein 2 (gene CAP2). Gene Ontology annotation, molecular function: adenylate cyclase binding; actin binding. Gene Ontology annotation, biological process: regulation of adenylate cyclase activity; cytoskeleton organization; cell morphogenesis. NCBI's taxonomy places the organism in Eukaryota, Metazoa, Chordata, Amphibia, Anura, Bombinatoridae. Gene Ontology annotation, cellular component: cytoplasm. The coding region runs from base 219 to 1652 and encodes 477 amino acids. The transcript is spliced from 13 exons. The record is from RefSeq and is a predicted model, not a curated record.